AUGGUAGCUGUCUUGGUAAUCCUCAUGAGGGCCAAUGGAUCCCAUGUUUUUAUGGUUACAUUGGGGAUAAAAAAUAUCUUGUAUGCUGAACUUAUUGCCAUGUUGCAAGGCCUAUCCACUGCUUGGAACAUUAACUCGGCCAAGGUUGUUUGUUUUUCAGAUUCUAAACAUGCUGUUGACUUUGUCAACGAUGCCAAUUCAGUGUUUCAUCAUUAUGCAGCUGUUAUCAGUAACAUCAUGGACCUCCUUAAUAGAUUGUGGCAGGCUAUAAUCCAUUCUCUGUGUGAAAGAAAUCAAGUUGCAGAUUUCUUGGCCAAGACGAGGGCUAAAGGGUGA
Glycine soja is the source of this 336-nucleotide messenger RNA. RefSeq lists its product as uncharacterized. Gene Ontology annotation, molecular function: nucleic acid binding; RNA-DNA hybrid ribonuclease activity. Bases 1 to 336 code for a protein of 111 amino acids. Lineage: Eukaryota; Viridiplantae; Streptophyta; Magnoliopsida; Fabales; Fabaceae. The transcript has a single exon. The record is from RefSeq and is a predicted model, not a curated record.